CAGGACCCAAACCUCUCGUUGAUUCGGUGACAAGACAAUUGAAGCUUUUGUAAAACUGGACAAUUGGAUCUAUAAACUUUACGUUUAAUUCUUUUCAUAUACUUAGGUUGGAAUGCCGAGAAGGAAGAAAAGCGAGGGAUGGAUACGCAAGCGCCGUGCUCCAGUAGCGCCGCGAUGGCGCCGGAGGUCGCAAGCAGGCGAUUCCAGCUCCAGCAGGAAGAGAGAAUUGGAUGUGGAGAGCGUGACUGUGACGCCGGAUCAAGUUUGCGGGUGGUGUGCCACGGACGAGACCGCUGUGGACGCGUUCCAGGGCUGGGCGAGCAAGAGGAGCGAGAGCAGGAGAGAAUGUGGGAUUGGAAGAGCAGGAGAUUUGAGGCGGCCUCCGGUUGUUUCGAUUGCUCCUCCUCUGGAUCGAGCUGCGCUCAGGCCGGGGCAUGUCUUGGAGAUUGCUGGGCCUAGUGGGUCUGGAAAGACUGAAUUGCUUAUCCAGGCUGCUGUUUCGUGUAUUCUUCCAGCAAGUUUUAACGGAGUUUCUUACGGAGGAUCGGAAGCUGUGGUUCUCAUGUUUGAUCUGGAUGGGAGAUUCGACAUAGCGCGUCUGACCAGCGUGCUCAAAGCUCGUAUUAAUGCGGCACAUAAGGAUGAUACAGCUUCGAAUUCGAUUUGCUUGGAAGAGCAAGGAGAGGAGGUUUUGAGGGCCAGCCUGAGACGCUUUUAUUGCUUGAGGUGUUUCAAGAGCUUUGAAUUCCUGGCAUCUCUCAAGAGCCUUCACAUCCAGUCAAGCAGGAUAUCUCAAGAGCACCACGGCAAAGCAGUACAGCUAGUUCUUAUCGACGGUAUUGGCUCGUUUUAUUGGCUGGAUUGGAUGUCUAGCUGUGCUGCUGCUUACACCAGUCGAAGAACGCUCGGUGUCCAGCGUUUUUCCGAGCUGAUUGUCCAAGAGCUACGUAACCUUCGCAACACCAAGCUUUUCUUGGUUCUGGCAACGAAGGCUCUCCUUUAUGCACCUCCCAAGAGGAAAGCCAUCGCUUCUCGCAUCCAGUACCGCGAGUACAUGCCGGCAGCUUGGCAGAGAUUUGUGACGCACAGACUUUUCCUUCAGCCGCCGCCCCAGGCGGCGUCAGGAGCUCGCGUCUUCACUGCUCAGUGGGACAAGCCUUCACUGGUGGAAAAAGACGAGUUUUUCAUACACAAUCAUGGUGUCCAAGUUGUCACCAAAAUCGUAGACGAGCACCUCUAAGAACGCUCUCUUCGAUCUCCUGAUCGCCCCUGUAAAAUGCUGCGAGCAUCCAACAUGCUCCCACACUUUGUCUCGUGGCUCGCCUUGAGCUUGUUCUGUCCAUGACGAAUUUCGGAAGCGGAGCAUGGUCCGCAGGUACACUUCCAUCUAUUUUUCCUCUUCAUGACGAAUGCUAUCCAGGUUGAUAUUUCUCAAUUCUGGUGUUGGGAAUCGAAAGAACUGGCUGGCGGAUGAUGAAAGCAUAAUCGGCAGCACCUUGGAGUUGGGAAAACUCGGCAACUUUGAGCUCACCAAGUUCCAGAGCUAAGCUUUCUUCGAAACAACACAGAUCAAAGACCCAAAGCCUUCGCAACAACGUCAAUUCAACUUAAGCCAUUCUCUUACAAAAUGCGAGCUUCCUUCUCGAAGCUGUCC
This is a messenger RNA of Selaginella moellendorffii, 1654 nucleotides long. Its product is annotated as DNA repair protein XRCC2 homolog. Gene Ontology annotation, molecular function: DNA binding; ATP-dependent DNA damage sensor activity; ATP binding. The coding region runs from base 113 to 1240 and encodes 375 amino acids. Gene Ontology annotation, biological process: double-strand break repair via homologous recombination. The record is from RefSeq and is a predicted model, not a curated record. NCBI's taxonomy places the organism in Eukaryota, Viridiplantae, Streptophyta, Lycopodiopsida, Selaginellales, Selaginellaceae. The transcript is spliced from 10 exons. Gene Ontology annotation, cellular component: Rad51B-Rad51C-Rad51D-XRCC2 complex; replication fork.